CUGAUUUAGUUUUUUGCUGGUGCCUGAUGGCAUUGCAUCUCACUUUUAUCUAACAACGGAUAAUGGCAAAAAUGAACGCCCAAAACAAUACAUUAUUUUGACAGCAAGUCGGUUAGCGAAUCUCACCCGCACAGAAUGUCCAUCAACAUCGACAUUAGACUCAAACGAGCCAGCAAAAUUUAUCGAGAGGGAGAAUGUGUCAGUGGUUUAAUUUUGUUACAAACAAACUCUGACAUAAAGCACGAUGGGAUAUUCCUAACGAUGGAAGGUGCAGUCAAUCUCCAGUUGAGUUCAAAAACUGUUGGUAUUUUUGAAGCCUUCUACAAUUCAGUAAAGCCAAUACAAUUAGUGCAAUAUACAGUUGAAGUUGCUCCAGUGGGAAAAAUUCCUAGUGGUAAAACAGAAAUACCGUUUGAGUUGCCUCUGAAACCUCGUGGUACCAAGACGCUAUAUGAAACUUAUCAUGGAGUUUUCGUCAAUAUACAAUACAUGAUACGCUGUGAUAUCAAAAGAAGUUUUCUAGCAAAAGAUGUUAGUAAAUCACUUGAAUUCAUCGUAGAGGAUAAACCUGUUAAAAAAGAGAAGGAACCGAAUAAGACUGUUUUCUUUGAGAUAAUGCCAGAAUCCCUUCAGAAUACUAGGGAUAGAGAUCGGAGCAAUGUUCCUAGAUUUCGUAUAUCUGGCAAAUUAGACUCACUUUACUGCAAACUUUCAGAUCCAUUAACAGGAGAAGUUAUAAUUGAUAAUUGUUCGGCUGUUAUCAAAUCUAUUGAAUUGCAAUUGGUAAGAGUAGAGACAUGUGGAUGUGCUGAAGGAUAUUCAAGAGAUGCGACGGAAAUUCAAAAUAUACAAAUUGGGGAAGGAAAUGUUUGUUCAGGACUUGCUAUUCCAAUAUACAUGAUUUUUCCACGGCUCUUUACAUGUCCAACUUUGAGUACUAGUAACUUCAAAGUCGAAUUUGAAGUAAAUCUUAUUGUUGUAUUUGAAGACGACUACCUCGUGACGGAAAAUUUUCCUAUUAUUCUUGCAAGGCACUAAAUAUUUCAAAACAUUAUUUUGUUAUCUGUACAGUUUUAUUAUACAUAUCUCAUAUUUUAUUGUACAUACGUCAUAUUUUGAUAAACCAACUUGAACUUGGAAAAU
Nasonia vitripennis (jewel wasp) is the source of this 1143-nucleotide messenger RNA. Its product is annotated as vacuolar protein sorting-associated protein 26C. The record is from RefSeq and is a predicted model, not a curated record. Gene Ontology annotation, biological process: intracellular protein transport. NCBI's taxonomy places the organism in Eukaryota, Metazoa, Arthropoda, Insecta, Hymenoptera, Pteromalidae. The transcript is spliced from 5 exons. The coding region runs from base 136 to 1038 and encodes 300 amino acids. Gene Ontology annotation, cellular component: endosome.